UGGCAAAGAUACCGCUCAUUUCCUCCAGGAACAUUUAACAGAACAGAUGUCUUUGGGCAGAACUGAAUAGAUGAUUAUGGAUCAACUCGGCGAUUGCAGGAUUCACCACCCUCUCACCAGGUAUGGCAGAGAGCCGAUCACAGGACAGCAACUUCCUAUCCAGUGAGACAUUCCAUACUCCUAGUUUUGGUGAUGAAGAUUUUGAUAUCAACACAUUAGCAUUACCUUCACAAGUUUCUGAUUCUGUAUCUCGUUCUGAAAAUCUCCAGCCGAGUUACACAUCACAGACUGUUUUAUCUCAUCCUCCAACGGGUAACAUGGAUCUCUCUGAGAUGUCACGAAAUUCUAUGGGAGACCAAAUUGUGCCUAAAUUUCCACCACAGAAUUUUGAUGUGCCAGACAUUUCAAUAACUAACAGUCUGAACUCCCCUGCCACAUCCAUGGGCACAUAUAGUUCCGUAAGUUUGGACACUAACUUAGUAACAAGCGAGCCCCUACGCACCAUAAGUCAUGCGGACGUACAGAAACAGCUGGGGUUCCACAGUGUGACUAAUAAAGGGUCACCACCCACGGCCAGUCUUACUUCAUUGUCACCAAAUCGGGAGAGCAGCAGCAGUGAUAGUGAUGACAGCCUUCCCCUAGCACAGUUGGCUGUCAUGAAACGUCAGGCUGCGGCUGCGGCUGCUGCUGCUGCCGCGGCAGCUGCCACUGGAUCAGCGGCAGCUUCACCAGAAGACCCACCUGCGACGAAGAAACAGAAAACUCCUAAAAAGAAGAAGAAGAAGGAUCCAAAUGAACCACAGAAACCUGUGUCUGCCUAUGCGUUGUUUUUCCGUGACACUCAAGCAGCCAUAAAGGGACAGAACCCUAACGCAAGCUUUGGAGAAGUCUCCAAGAUCGUAGCCUCCAUGUGGGAUGGCCUUGACCCGGAACACAAGAGUAACUACAAGAAGAAAACAGAGAAUGCAAAGAAAGAAUAUCUGAAGCAACUGGCAGCCUACAGAGCAAGUCUUGUUUGUCAGGCUGCCCUGGAUGAGGGGAGUAAGUUGUCUGUAAAACCAAUAACAACACGGAGUGGUCGCCAACAGCUACGCUCCAACAUCCAGAGUGGUACUGAUGAAGGAACUGGCCUCAGUGUGGUGGCCCUGCCUACUCGUGGAGCACGCUCACACUUACAACACCCCCAGUCCAUAGCCACCUCGCCACAAAACAGCAUGUCACCCCCACAGGAAGUGAUGGGUCACAUGACCACCAGUCCACCAUACCAGACUGGAUACACCAGCCCACCCCAGUACCGCAGCAUCCAGGAUAUAGCACCUGGACCACCAAGCAUGGACUUGAUGGAUGGAUGUAACCCAGCUAUGCCCUACUCAUCGAAGUGGUGCAUCAGGAACGGCUGUACUAACACCACAUUGGACAACCCUGGCUGGGACAAUGAGUACUGCAGUAAUGAGUGUGUGGUCAGUCAUUGCAGGGAUGUGUUCACUGCUUGGGCUGCGUCUAGACAAGGAUCAAAUUCUUUGCCGAUCAAAUAGGUAUUUGACAGACCACAGCACAAAGUUUCCUGAUAACAUGGAGCCUGUAGCUGCCAUUAAGUUAUUUUUGUGAUGAUUUCUAGAGUCAGAAGGUACAUUAUCCUGUCAGUUUUGAGGAGGGAUACGCAGAAUACUGUGUUCGGACGGAUGGACACCAAGCAAUGGUCAUGAUUUGUCCAACAUGAUAUGGGAGAAUCUGAACCCAUUUCCAAGACAUAAUGUGUGUAUUCUUGUUACAGGUGUUGUUUGUUAAAGACUUGUGGUAAAGUAAACAAGACUGGAAUCAUUUUGAGACAUUUCUGACUUAAUUGAUGAAGAUAUGGAUUAAUGAUUUUAAUGUGGAAGAAGAAUUCAAUGUAAACAUUGUAAACAUUGUAUUUAUAUAUAUGUAUGUGUGUAUGUAUGAAAUUUAAUGUCAAGUGAAAAUUAUAGUCAUUUGGAGUCAGAUACAUACAGAAAAUGACAAAAUGACACUAAAAUAUCAUUGAUUUGAUACAACGUGUGAUAUAUGUAGACUCCAGUAAAAUUGUUGUCAAAUAUUUGACGGAACACUGAUGGUGUAAGGACUGGAAGAAAAACUUGUGUGUAUUAUGUGAUGGACAUAUGAAUAUGCUAUUUAGAUUUUUUAUUUGAAACUGAUUAGUGUUAUUGGGGCAGAAGUAUUCCCUGCAGCCCAACGGAGCCGUCACAUUGAUGGGCUACAAUGGUGUGGUAUUACUUUAUUGAUUUUGUGAGGGGACCUCUAGGGUUAGGUAUGAAUCAUGACAGUCAGUACAAAUUGAUGGAUUUCUUUUUCUGCCAUUUCAAUUUUGUUUGCGCCAUUCAAUUAACCUUUUGUUUGUCAUAGUUAUGCAUCAUAUUUUCACCAAAUUUUGUCAGGUUUUUCCCCUGCCUCGAAGUGUUAAGUUCCAGUAUUUUUAUAUCAUUGAAUUCACAGCUUUUCUUCAUUUUCCUUGUAAUUAUAAGCGGAUACAUCAAACUUCCAUGUGUUCAUAUUUAAUGUACUAAUAAAAGGGGAAUAAUUCCUACAAAAUGUGUUAGUAUAGUCGAUGCGGAGUCUUUAUUUUAUCUAUUUGCUCAAUAUAUAACUGUCUGAUAUAUUUCAAUGCUCUUAAUACAUGUAUGUGUCGGCAUUUGUAUUCAGUGAUGUAUGUUAUAAAUUCACAUUCCUGUUUUUUUUCCCAAUUAGAGAGGAUUUGUGAUAUUUAACAGCUAUUAAAUGAUAAUGACCAUGUAUGAAGCUAUUUAAUUGAACUGUUCAUUUACAUCAUUUAAUUACGAUCUUAAUUGACGGAGACCUGAAGAAUAUCCGUUAUGUAUUCUAGUGUCUAUUUAAAUCAGAACAUAUUUUUAGAUAUUUUCAGGAAUAUUUUCUUUGAAAAUGAAGUUUUAGUAAAACGACGUUGAUGAAUGUGAAUACAAUUAAAACAAAAUAAUUUGUUUCACAUUUCUGUAAAAAGAACAAACAUGAGCAUAUUGACAUUUCUUUGUUUAAUUUCUGUACAGAUGUGUUUCUCGGUGAUAUUUGAUGACAAGGAAGUAAACUGAUACUUUAUUUUCCAUGUGUAGGGUAGAUGAUUGUUAUUAUUAAUAUUUAAUUACACAAUGAUAAAAAACACGACUAUUGAUCACUCCACAGGGACAUAUAAUACAGAGGAACAAAAAGUCUAGUGGGGACUUCUCUAGCAUUAGCUUUUGUGUUCACUGAGCUGUAACGCUUUGAAGUUCACUCUUCUUACUGGUAUUACACUGUAUCUAAUGUUUUUUACCUGUGCCACUAUGAUGUAAUUAGUGUGGCACUAAUUAUGGGAUGACCAGUAGACCAGAACCAUUUUGUUGAUGACCAAUGAGAAGCGAAUCUCAGUUUCAUAACAAAAAUAUACUAAUAGAUAAAGUUACUUAUCACAAGUUACAUGAGUUAUUCAGAAAAUUACUUUGUUUUUAAUUGCCAUCGAUUUAAAGAUGAUUGUCUCCAUAUUUCAGACAGAAAGUGGUAUACAAUAUAGGAUGGUAUUUCAGUUGUAAAUAGCUUAAAGCAAUUUUUUUUUGAAUAUCGAAAGUCAACAGAAAUCAUUUAUCACAAAAGUUUGCACAAUCAAUUUGAAAAUUAUUAAGCUUUUUUUAGUAAUGUUUAAUUUGGAAAGAUUAGUUGUAAACUUUUGGAGACAAAAGGUUCAUAAAAACAGCAAUGCUAGUUAACAUAAAUUUCUUUGCUACAGCAUAACAAAUAGUUAUAGGCAAUUUCUAAUCUAUCUGUAUUAUACGUCCCUGAUCACACCUGUACAUUGUCAUGUUGGAUGGCUCUGUCACAAUUUGAUGAUAAUUCUAUAAAUAUUGAUCCCUCUGGUACAGCAAUUUGUAUGAUGACGAUCAAAAUUUUGUCUUUUCUGUAACUACUUCAUUGAGAAUCACCAGAAUGUUAGGUUUUUAGGACCCCUGGUAUUAAGAUGUUGUACAGGUAGACAAUGGAAGACUUUCUGUAUUGGAGUAUGUUUACUGUUGAAUCACUAAUGAAAUGUUUUAAUCUGAUUGUCUAGUCCAGAUUUUACACUUCACAGUGAUCAUUAUAUCACCUAGACGAGACAUUAGAGUAAGGAUGAAGAUUUGCUCCGACAUUUUAUUUCCUGUAGUUGUAUUGGUGUAAGACAUACAUUCUGUACUGGAGGAUAGUAUUAUACAAAGUUUGAAAUGGAAACACUUUUUGUUAACAUCAUUAUAGUUAUUGUUUUUGAAGCUGGCAAACUUUCAGUAACUGUUAUUGUUGUGAGCUGUCUUGUAGGCACGGAGACAGAUCAACAACAACCAGGUUGCUAUAGCAACUGCUUUUUGUGUUCCUUGUGUUGAUACAUUGUGCCUUUGUUUCAAUGUUCUGUACCCAAUGAAAACAAUACUAGGGUUUGAUAUUUUGUUGAUAAUUCACCCAAUUUCAAUCUAUCGAAAUAAAAAAAAAAUGCUA
Ylistrum balloti is the source of this 4491-nucleotide messenger RNA. RefSeq names its product TOX high mobility group box family member 4-like. The coding region runs from base 123 to 1535 and encodes 470 amino acids. The transcript has 11 exons. NCBI's taxonomy places the organism in Eukaryota, Metazoa, Mollusca, Bivalvia, Pectinida, Pectinidae. Gene Ontology annotation, biological process: regulation of transcription by RNA polymerase II. Gene Ontology annotation, cellular component: nucleus. Gene Ontology annotation, molecular function: chromatin DNA binding. The record is from RefSeq and is a predicted model, not a curated record.